AUAUACACCCACAUAUCCUUAAUUCCCAAAUCUUAAUCUGAUUUUCUCUUUCCAAAAAAAAAACAAAUAAUUGCAUAUUGCCACAGGGGAGACCUUAGAACACAGACAAUUAACGUUAAUUAUUGUCAUUAGGAUGGAAUCUGUGUUCCUGAUAAUGAUGUUAAUCUUAGUGACGUCAGGUGGGGCGCUUGGAACGACGACGUACAACGUGGGGGAUAAUGCCGGUUGGACUAUACCUUCUAAUGGCGCCACCACUUAUUCCGAUUGGGCAAAAAACCUCAAAUUCUCUGUUGGAGAUGUCUUGGUCUUCAAAUUCACCACCGGAGCACACACGGUGGCGAGUGUGAAAACCAAGAAAGAUUACGACUCAUGCACCGCCGGGAAUCCGCUUCUGCUCGAAUCUAACGGUCCGGCGACCGUUACGCUCAAUUCCACCGGCGAGCACUAUUUCAUCUGCACACUCCACUGCACCAUAGGCCAAAAGUUAACGGUCAACGUCAGCUCCGCCGCCAAGGGGUCGCCGCCGUCUUCCCCGCCAAAGAGCAGCCCGGCCCCGGGUUCUAAUUCAUCGUCGCCGUCUCCGCCAGCAGCCAGAACCACCCCGUCUCCGAGUUCCAAUCCGGCAUCGCCGCCACCGCCAUCCAGCUCAACUCGCGCAACCAUGUUUUCAAGUGUACUAUUUUUACCGUUUUUGCUAGCGGCAUUGUAUUAAAACGUUUUUUGUUUUAAACGGAGCAUCGUAGGGUCCAUUCUUGUUUCAGUAUCGUUGAUGUGUGGUUUUUCUAAGCUAUAUUGUGUGGAAUUCAUAACUUUGUACUAUUUGAUUGAAUUGAAUAAAACCCUUGUUUGCAC
This is a messenger RNA of Cuscuta campestris, 852 nucleotides long. NCBI's taxonomy places the organism in Eukaryota, Viridiplantae, Streptophyta, Magnoliopsida, Solanales, Convolvulaceae. The record is from the annotation of a GenBank genome assembly.